AUGGCAGUAUUUCGAGUUGAAAAUACCAAUGUGACUGCCCCUCCAGUGAAUAACAACGAUGAAAUAACGCUGUACCAAAUUGGCCGGUACAUCAGCUCCAAUGAAGCAGUUUGGCGUAUCUUUGGUUUCCCAAUUCAUGAACGGGAUCCAACCGUUAUUCAUUUAGCCGUCCAUCUUGAAAACGGUCAGCGCGUAUAUUUCACGAACGAGACAGCGAUUGACAGAGCUAUAAAUCCACCAAAAACUACACUCACCGAAUUUUUUGAAUUGUGUAAUCGUGCUGAUGCUUUUGGUGCUUUUGCACGGACAUUACUUUACUCAGAAGUACCACACUAUUUCAUAUGGUCUCAAACAAAAAAAUGGAUACCCCGCAAGCAAGGCACACCGGUUGAAGCAUGUCCCGGUUUAUUCAAAUCAAACGCCUUGGGGAGAGUAUUUACAGUCAAUCCAAGGCAGACUGAGUGCUUUUAUCUUCGACUGUUGUUGGUUAAUGUCACCGGCUCAUUGUCAUUUCGCGAUAUACGUAAAGUCGAUGGGCAUCAGCAUCCAACGUAUAAAGAUGCAUGCCUUGCACUCGGCUUGCUGGAAGAUGACAACCAGUGGGAAUGUAUGCUUGCUGAAGCAGCAUUGAACUGUACUGCUAAGCAAAUUCGUGUACUAUUCGCUAUAGUAUUAACUACAUGUUUCCCGGGCAGAAUAGAAACUUUAUGGGAUAAUCACAAAGAUUCGAUGACUGAUGAUAUACUGUAUCACCAUCGCACACGUUGUAACGAUCUAACGAUAGCAUUCAGCGAUGCUAUGUACAAUGAAGCACUGAUUGCUAUUGAGGAUCUUUGCAUUACUAUUGCCAACUUGCCUCUCAGUCAUUUCGGUAUGCUUUCGCCAAAUCGAAGUGCAUCUGAUUUUUUAAACAAUGACAUGAAUCGUGAACUUCAUUACAAUACAGUAGAAAUGGCAGCUAUUCCGCAUUAUGCUCGCAGUUUCGGCAGGUCAAGGUGGAUUUUUUUUUUGGAAGCACCAGGUGGAACUGGCAAAACAUUUAUUAUUUCGCUAAUUCUCGCUGAAAUACGAUCAAAUAAUGGCAUCGCGUUGGCCGUUGCAUCAUCUGGCAUUGCGGCAACUUUAUUGGAUGGAGGCAGAACAGCUCAUUCAGUAUUUAAGCUGCCACUAAAUAUUCAAAACAACCCGGACGCAGCGUGCAGCAUAAAAAAGCAAUCGUCUAUGGCCACAGUGUUGAAACACUGUAAAAUUAUCAUCUGGGAUGAAUGCACAAUGGCACACAAACAUUCGCUUGAGGCGUUGAAUAGGACAUUGAAAGAUAUAAAGAACAAUGACAAAUUAUUUGGCGGCACUCUGCUACUCCUUUCAGGUGAUUUCAGGCAAACACUUCCCGUCAUUCCGCGUUCAACGUACGCUGAUGAGAUCAAUGCUUGCUUGAAAUCAUCUCCACUGUGGUAUAAUGUUGAAAAAGUUCAACUAACAGUAAAUAUGCGAGUCCAAAUGCUUCAGGAUCCAUCUGCUGAAACAUUCUCAAAACAAUUGCUAGAUAUCGGUGAUGGAAAAGUUACCAAGGAUGAGACAGGAUGCAUAAAAUUACCGGAGGAUUUCUGCACAAUCAUUGAUUCAAAAGAUGCUCUCAUUAACCUUAUAUUUCCCGAUUUACACACGCAAUACAUUAAUCAUGAGUGGCUUGCAGAAAGGGCGAUUUUAGCAGCAAAAAAUGUGGACGUCAACGAAUUGAAUCUGAAAAUACAACAGUUAUUGCCAGGUAACAUGGUGACAUACAAAUCCGUUGAUGCAGUUUGCGAUCCUAUGGAAGCUGCAUAUUUUCCAACAGAGUUUUUAAAUUCAUUGGAUUUACCAGGCAUGCCACCGCAUAAUUUAGUACUUAAAGUUGGAUCUCCUGUUAUUUUGCUUCGUAAUUUGAACCCACCACAGCUGUGCAACGGCACGCGAUUGGUCGUUAAAAAAUUAAUGAACAACGUUAUCGAAGUCAUUAUUUUAAAUGGAAAAUUCCGGGGUGAAAGUGUAUUACUUCCACGAAUCCCUAUUAUACCCACAGAUGUGCCAAUUCAAUUUAAACGCAUUCAAUUCCCCAUUAGAUUGGCAUUUGCAAUGACUAUUAAUAAAUCUCAAGGCCAAACAAUGUCUGUUUGUGGCUUAGAUUUGAGCACACCAUGUUUUUCACACGGACAAUUAUACGUGGCAUGCUCUCGAGUGGGUAAACCAUCCAGUUUAUUUGUGUUAGCAAAAGACGGAAUGACAAAAAAUAUUGUACACUCCAUUGCACUAAGAGAUUAAUAUUGUUUACUAAUAUUUUCAGAAUUAGUUGUAUAUAUAAUUUAUAAAAAAAAGUUACAAUAAAUUUAAAAAAUUAUUA
This is a messenger RNA of Parasteatoda tepidariorum (common house spider), 2380 nucleotides long. NCBI's taxonomy places the organism in Eukaryota, Metazoa, Arthropoda, Arachnida, Araneae, Theridiidae. The record is from RefSeq and is a predicted model, not a curated record.